AUGGAGCCUCUGUCAUCAUGGGAACUAGACAAAGAGGACAUAUGUUUUGAACACAUGAUAGGCGAGGGGGAGUUCGGCCAUGUAGUACGGGGAAGACUGCGCGUGCCUGAAGGCUACCAAGUUUUGGUUGCCGCCAAAAGUAUCCGGCCUGACCGCAUGACGGCGUCUGCUGUCCGCGACUUUCGCCGCGAAAUGGACAUUCUCGCCAGGAUCCACGAAGACAAAGAGGGACACCCGAACGUGGUGAAGUUUUACGGAGUUCUGACUAAAUCAGAUCCACAGUACAUUGUUGUAGAGUACGCGGCUAAUGAGGAACUGCGCCGGUACCUGUGGG
This is a messenger RNA of Branchiostoma belcheri (Belcher's lancelet), 334 nucleotides long. Its product is annotated as probable tyrosine-protein kinase kin-31. Gene Ontology annotation, cellular component: signaling receptor complex. The record is from RefSeq and is a predicted model, not a curated record. The transcript has a single exon. NCBI's taxonomy places the organism in Eukaryota, Metazoa, Chordata, Leptocardii, Amphioxiformes, Branchiostomatidae. Gene Ontology annotation, molecular function: transmembrane receptor protein tyrosine kinase activity; ATP binding. Gene Ontology annotation, biological process: positive regulation of kinase activity; multicellular organism development; cell surface receptor protein tyrosine kinase signaling pathway. The annotation marks the transcript as partial.